Messenger RNA from Labrus bergylta (ballan wrasse), 1186 nucleotides. Its product is annotated as very long chain fatty acid elongase 6-like. The record is from RefSeq and is a predicted model, not a curated record. Gene Ontology annotation, molecular function: fatty acid elongase activity. Gene Ontology annotation, biological process: sphingolipid biosynthetic process; very long-chain fatty acid biosynthetic process; fatty acid elongation, saturated fatty acid. NCBI's taxonomy places the organism in Eukaryota, Metazoa, Chordata, Actinopteri, Labriformes, Labridae. Gene Ontology annotation, cellular component: endoplasmic reticulum; endoplasmic reticulum membrane.
CCCUGCGGACAGGCAUUAAUUAGGACUGAGACGAACAGGUGUGAGGACAUACCGCAGGAGAGACAGAGGGCGCACUUAUCUUACUGACUCCAUUUGUUUUGAUUUAAUACAACUGAUAAAGUGAAAUAUGUUGAAUCAGUCAGACUUCUACCUCCCGCUGUCUGAGUACAGCUUCGAGCGGCGCUUUGAUGAGAGGAGCGCAAUUGAGUGGAUGCAAGCAAACUGGAGUAAGUCCUUUGUGUUCAGCGCUUUGUACGUCACCCUGGUGUUUGGAGGUCAGCAUUACAUGAAACCUCGACCCAAAUUGAACCUGCGGCGACCGCUUAUCCUCUGGUCACUCAGCCUCGCUGUCUUCAGCAUCAUCGGUGCCAUUCGGACUGGCUCCUACAUGUUUUACAUCCUGAGCAGAAGCGGAUUCAGACAGUCCAUUUGUGACCAGAGCUUCUACAACGGGCCAGUCAGCAAGUUCUGGGCGUAUGCCUUCGUGUUGAGCAAAGCGCCGGAGCUUGGUGACACAGCGUUCAUUGUGCUGAGGAAGCAGAAGCUUCUGUUUCUGCACUGGUACCAUCAUAUCACCGUGCUGCUGUACUCCUGGUACUCUUACAAAGAUAUGGUGGCUGGUGGUGGCUGGUUUAUGACCAUGAACUACACUGUGCAUGCGCUCAUGUAUAGCUACUAUGCUGCGCGUGCUGCGGGCCUGCGUGUGCCACGGCCGUUUGCUGUGCUCAUCACCAGCACUCAGAUCGGGCAGAUGGGCAUGGGACUGAUGGUGAGCGGACUGGUGUACCACUGGAUGCAGCAUGGCGGCUGCCCGUCCCGACUCGACAACAUCUUCUGGGCUUCGCUGAUGUACUUUAGCUACUUGCUGCUCUUCGCCAACUUCUUCUACCAGACUUACCUGCGACCCAAUGACCAGGCUAAGAUCGUCAAGACCGAGUAGACAGUCUGAGAUUGUGGGAUAUCUGUCACAAAGACUGAAGCUGCUAAUUUUUAAAAACAAACUUUUAGCCAAAGAUUUUUCCCUGAUGUGUCAGGAUGGAAAAUCCUUUGUAUGAAACAUGCCAGAUUCAACAUCUGCAGACCGCACAAGGUCUGUAUCAUUUUCACACCGAUUUCAGCAGAUUACGCUUGUUUUUUUACUGUUUAUUUAAUCUUAAAAAAGAACUGAAAUAAAGUUGCAAAUAUU